Molecule: messenger RNA, 2586 nt
Organism: Heterostelium album PN500
Lineage: Eukaryota; Evosea; Eumycetozoa; Acytosteliales; Acytosteliaceae
Exons: 3
Coding region: 1-2586 (861 amino acids)
Source: RefSeq, a predicted model, not a curated record
AUGGAAUCAUUUCAAAAGAUAUCAAUGAUAGAAACAGAUAAUAAUCAUAAAGUUACUAAAGAUAAUGAACCUUUAGAUUCAAAUAAUAUUAAUAAUAUUGUAGAUAAAAGUAACAAUACUCACAAUGAUAAAGAUAUUGAUAUUGAUAUUAAAAUAGAACACACUGAAAUAAUAGAAAAUAAUAUAUUUAGUGUAGAUCAAAAUAAUGAUAAAGAAGUUAUUAUUAUUGAUAAAAAAGAUAACAACCAAUCAGAAGUAGUAGUAGUAGUAGAAAGUAAUAAUGAUGUAGAUAAAGAUAAAGAUAAAGAAGAAAUAAAUGAAAUCAAAGAUGUGAAUAAUAAUAAUAAUAAUAAUAUUGAUUUAGAAAAUGAUAAAGAAAGUAUAGUUAAAAUUGAAAAUAGUGAAACUAUAGAUAAUAAUAAUAAUAAUAGUAGUAGUAAUAGUAAUAGUAAUGUUGAUAAUGAUAAAGAUGAUAAAGAUAACAAAGUAAAUAAUAAUGAUGAUAUCAUUGAAAUUAAUAUAAAUAAUGAGAGUAAUGUUGAUAAUAAUAAUAAUAAUGAAACAAGUUAUAAUAAAGAUAUAGUUUUAAAAGUAGUUGAUGAUAAAGAUGAAAAGAAAAGACUAUAUAAUAAUAUACACCAUCAAGAUCCAAUCUAUACUGUUUUAAAGCAAAAAGUGUUGUUUAAAUUGAUUGUUUCCAAAAUGAAAAGAUAUGCCGUUCCCUAUUUUGCACCAGGCUAUAAAUAUCAUAAUUUCAAUUGCCUCUCGGUCAUUGUCGACAAAUCUCGUUUCAAUCUCAUACCCUAUCGAUUGAAAUUGAAUCAUCCAAUCACUGUUACACCUUCUGCAAUUACUUCAUUUGUUAGAAAAUGUAAAGAUAUAAAUAUAUUCAGAUUGAUUUACAAAGAAAAAAGAGAAUACUUCUUGGAACCACAUCUUCUCUAUGUUGCAAUUGAUAAUGGUUCGCUGGAGAUCUUUAGGAUUCUCGCCAAACAAGUGUAUCCAGUGAAAUUCUCACGAAGUUUCAACUACUCUUUGUAUCGCUCGAAGAACAAAAAUAUCAUUGGGUAUGCAAGAAAGCGAUCGAGCACUAGGAUGCCAUAUACCGGAAUCAUUGCCAGAAGCUGUAACCUCGAGCUGAUAGGAAAAAUGUUUCCCGGUUACGUUUGGAACAACCAUCAGGCUGUCUCUUCGAUGCUGAAAUAUCAGAGAGACAAUCCCGACAGGAAUAUCGAUGCCAUUCUCGAUACUAUGAUUCACUUUGCACCAAAGAACUUUGGCAAUAUCGACAAGAUCGAGGUGUACGAGACGGCAAUGCGAAAUGUUCGUGAGUCGUUCGAUACCGCUUUGUCGCUUGGCAUCGUUUGUUCGACGCUCAUGAUCCCGACACCUCUGGUACUGGCGGUAUUCGAACUGGCUUCGCGUUUCGCGAUUCAUUUCGAUCACCCUCCAUCAGGCCACUGCAGGUGGUUCGAAGAAGUAAUUAAAUAUUGUGACGCCGGUAUCAUUCCAUACGUUUCCAAUCGCAACACGCAUGCUACCUACCGUGCUAUCAUGCAAUUCGGUACUGUGGAUCAAUUGAAAACCUUUUUCAUGCUUCAUCCGAAUUUCACUAGAAUUGGGUUGUACAGAGGUAAAAACAAUUUUGAAAUGAUUCAAUUUAUUAUGGCGAAAUUUCCAAACUUUCGAAAAUAUGGCCAGUACAGCUAUGUUUCAUCAUUGAAAGUGUUGGACACUGCAGGCCCAGAUGUGCUCAAAUAUCCACUAAAGUUCAACUAUGAUGAUCCUCAACUGAUUGAGAAGGUGAUCAGAAUGUGGUGCGUUGAUAAAGUCCCCCUCCACAUGGAAAACACCGAGUAUAUGAUGCUAAACCUUGCCAGACGUCCUGAAUAUCUUUAUUUGGUCGAUAUGAUCUACACUUUAGUGCCAGAGAACAGAUACAACUACCUAGUUCGACUGCCACUCAGAAUGUAUUCAAUCGAAUUUUCAAACGCUGCACUCUUCAACUACAUGGUGGAGAAGCAGAUCUUUGCUGUGGACACCGACAACCUAUUGAGAAUCGCCAACAUUGGAAAUGCACAGUUCUUUGAAGACAUCAAAAAACUAUUGACCGAAAGACAGAUCGAUAUACUAGAGGUGAAAGCACAGCACUUUGGAUCGUUGGAUUUUUUGAAAACCAUUUACAAAUAUCGAAAAUGCCUGGUGACUCGUCUAGGUUUUGGUGAUAAUUCAAUAGCGGAAUACUAUUAUCAACAAAACAAACUGUCGUUGCAUUUCAAGAGUUUGAUGGGCACUCCCAUUUCACUCAACAUAGAUCUCCUCGAGUACAUGAUGAACAAAAUGACUCAAGAGGAAUACGAUAAAAUGUUGGCAAAGUUCUUUGUCAAUGCACACAAAGAAAACUUGGAUUUCUUCAACUAUGCAAUCAAGAUUGGUGCCUACCUAAAUAUAACAGAGUUUGCUCGUUCCAAAAUAACCUAUGGGAACGACUAUUCAAGAAAACAAUUAUUACUUCAAUACCGUCCACCAACUCUAAAGAAAAAUCCUGUAGGAAGACCAAAGAAGAAAAUAGUGAAUACUCAAUAA